This is a messenger RNA of Rattus norvegicus (Norway rat), 9035 nucleotides long. RefSeq names its product kinesin family member 21B (gene Kif21b). The record is from RefSeq and is a predicted model, not a curated record. Gene Ontology annotation, cellular component: cytoskeleton; dendrite cytoplasm; axon. NCBI's taxonomy places the organism in Eukaryota, Metazoa, Chordata, Mammalia, Rodentia, Muridae. Gene Ontology annotation, biological process: microtubule-based movement. Gene Ontology annotation, molecular function: microtubule motor activity; ATP binding; microtubule binding.
CGCUGCGGCGGGAGGUGGCGGUCCGGGUGGGAGGUGUGUGCGCGCGCGUGUGCCGCGCUGUAGGGAGCUGCGGGUCUCACUGCCCGCUGUCAACGAGCUCAACACCUCCGCGCGAUGGCUGGAGAAGAAGUAUGGGACCAGCCCUGUGGGGCUGGCCGCGGGUGAGCCCCUCUGCUGCCUCCUGCGAGCAUGUCACCUCCAGCCUGCGAGGUCGCUUUCUCUAGCAGUGUCCGCGCCACCGCCUUCUGCUGCCGCAGCCGCUGCCUAAAGCAGUGGCCCCCGGACCCCCGCCCCUGAUCCGCGCCCAGACCCUGGUGCCAGAGGACCAUGGCUGGUCAGGGCGACUGCUGCGUCAAAGUGGCCGUCAGGAUCCGGCCCCAGCUAUCAAAGGAGAAGAUUGAAGGCUGUCACAUCUGUACCUCCGUUACCCCUGGGGAGCCCCAGGUCCUGCUGGGGAAGGACAAGGCCUUCACCUAUGACUUUGUCUUUGACCUGGACACCUGGCAAGAACAAAUCUAUUCGACCUGCGUGAGCAAACUCAUCGAAGGCUGCUUUGAGGGCUAUAACGCCACAGUACUGGCCUAUGGACAGACAGGGGCUGGGAAGACAUACACUAUGGGCACCGGCUUUGACACAGUGACGUCAGAAGAGGAGCAGGGCAUCAUCCCAAGGGCCAUUGCGCAUCUCUUCAGGGGCAUCGACGAACGCAAGCGUCGGGCGCAGGAGCAGGGUGUGACUGGGCCUGAGUUCAAAGUCAGUGCCCAAUUCCUGGAGCUCUACAACGAAGAGAUCCUUGACCUGUUUGACAGCACCCGCGACCCUGAUGCCCGCCACCGCAGGUCCAACAUCAAGAUCCACGAGGAUGCCAAUGGCGGCAUCUACACCACAGGGGUCACUUCUCGCCUCAUCAACUCCCAGGAGGAGCUGAUCCAGUGCCUGAAGCAGGGCGCCCUGUCACGAACCACGGCCAGCACCCAGAUGAACGUUCAAAGUUCCCGAUCCCACGCCAUCUUCACCAUUCACCUGUGCCAGAUGCGCGUGUGUGCCCAGCCUGACCUGGUGAAUGAGACAGUGACUGGGCUUCCGGAUGGAACGGCCCCCACGGGCACUGAGUAUGAGACGCUCACUGCUAAGUUCCACUUUGUGGACUUGGCGGGCUCAGAGCGGCUGAAACGGACAGGGGCCACCGGUGAACGAGCCAAAGAGGGCAUCUCCAUCAACUGUGGUCUGCUGGCCUUGGGCAAUGUGAUCAGUGCCUUGGGAGAUCAGAGCAAGAAAGUCGUGCACGUGCCCUACAGGGACUCCAAGCUCACUCGGCUGCUCCAGGACUCUCUUGGAGGCAACAGCCAGACCAUCAUGAUCGCCUGUGUGAGCCCCUCAGAUCGGGACUUCAUGGAGACGCUCAACACUCUCAAAUAUGCCAAUCGGGCUCGAAACAUCAAAAACAAAGUGGUAGUGAACCAGGACAAGACCAGCCAGCAGAUCAGCGCGCUGCGAGCCGAGAUCGCACGCCUGCAGAUGGAGUUGAUGGAAUACAAGGCGGGCAAGCGAGUGAUUGGGGAGGACGGUGCAGAGGGCUACAGCGACCUGUUCCGGGAGAACGCCAUGCUACAGAAGGAGAACGGAGCACUGAGACUCCGAGUGAAGGCCAUGCAGGAAGCCAUUGAUGCCAUCAACAACCGGGUCACACAACUCAUGAGUCAGGAGGCUAACCUGCUUCUGGCCAAGGCUGGGGAUGGCAACGAGGCCAUUGGCGCUCUGAUCCAGAACUACAUCCGGGAGAUUGAGGAGCUUCGCACGAAGCUUCUGGAGAGUGAGGCUAUGAAUGAGUCCCUCCGAAGGAGCCUCUCCCGGGCUUCCGCUCGGAACCCCUACUCCCUGGGAGCAUCUCCAGCAGGUCCAGCCUUUGGGGGCAGCCCGGCCAGCUCCAUGGAAGAUGCUUCUGAAGUGAUCCGCAGGGCCAAGCAAGACCUGGAGCGGCUGAAAAAGAAAGAGGUCAGGCAGCGGAGGAAGAGCAGCCCGGAGAAAGAAGCCUUCAAAAAGAGGGCAAAACUCCAGCAGGAAAACAGUGAGGAGACGGAUGAGAACGAGGCUGAGGAGGAGGAAGAAGAACGAGAUGAGAGUGGCUGUGAGGAGGAGGAGGAUGAAGACUCGGGCAGUGAAGAGAGCCUGGUGGACUCGGACUCCGACCCUGAGGAAAAGGAAGUCAACUUCCAGGCAGACCUGGCGGACCUGACCUGUGAGAUUGAGAUCAAGCAGAAGCUGAUCGACGAGCUGGAGAACAGCCAGCGGCGGCUACAGACGCUCAAGCACCAGUACGAGGAGAAGCUCAUUCUGCUGCAGAACAAGAUCCGAGACACACAGCUGGAGCGCGACCGCGUGCUGCAGAACCUCAGUACUAUGGAGUGCUACACGGAGGAGAAGGCCAACAAGAUAAAGGCAGAUUAUGAGAAGAGGCUUCGGGAGAUGAACCGGGACCUGCAGAAGCUACAGGCUGCUCAAAAGGAGCAUGCCAGGCUGCUCAAGAACCAGUCUCGCUAUGAGAGGGAGCUGAAGAAGCUGCAAACGGAGGUAGCCGAAAUGAAGAAGGCCAAGGUAGCCCUCAUGAAGCAAAUGCGUGAGGAACAGCAGCGGCGGCGACUGGUGGAGACCAAGAGGAACCGGGAGAUUGCUCAGCUCAAGAAGGAGCAACGGAGGCAGGAGUUCCAGAUACGGGCCCUGGAAUCUCAGAAGCGCCAGCAGGAAAUAGUUCUGAGGAGGAAAACCCAGGAGGUUUCCGCACUGAGGCGCUUAGCAAAGCCCAUGUCUGAGAGAGUGGCCGGACGUGUAGGAUUGAAGCCCCCCAAUAUGGAUUCUGGGGCUGAGGUGUCUGCCAGCACUACCUCAUCUGAGGCUGAAUCCGGAGCUCGCUCUGUCUCCAGCAUAGUGCGUCAGUGGAACCGAAAAAUCAACCACUUCCUGGGGGACCACCCGACAGCCACUGUCAAUGGCGCCCGCCCGGCCAGGAAAAAGUUCCAAAAGAAGGGAGCCAGCCAAAGCUUCAGUAAGGCCGCGAGACUCAAGUGGCAGUCCCUGGAACGGAGGAUCAUUGACAUUGUCAUGCAGAGAAUGACCAUCGUCAACCUGGAGGCUGAUAUGGAGCGUCUCAUAAAGAAAAGGGAGGAGCUCUUCCUCCUACAGGAGGCACUGCGGAGGAAGCGGGAGCGCCUGCAAGCUGAGAGCCCGGAGGAGGAGAAGGGACUACAGGAACUGGCUGAGGAGAUCGAAGUGUUGGCAGCCAAUAUUGACUACAUCAAUGACAGCAUCACUGACUGCCAAGCCACUAUCAUGCAGCUGGAGGAAACCAAGGAGGAGCUGGAUUCGACAGACACAUCGGUGGUCAUUAGUUCCUGCUCUCUGGCUGAAGCCCGCCUACUGCUAGACAACUUCCUCAAGGCAUCCAUUGACAAGGGACUUCAAGUAGCACAGAAGGAGGCCCAGAUCCGGCUGCUGGAAGGACGCCUCAGACAAACAGACAUGACAGGCUCUUCCCAGAACCACCUGCUCCUAGAUGCUUUGCGUGAGAAGGCUGAGGCACACCCCGAGCUGCAGGCCCUCAUCUACAAUGUGCAACAUGAGAAUGGCUAUGCCAGCACAGAUGAGGAAGUUUCAGAGUUCUCUGAGGGGAGCUUUUCCCAGUCAUUCACCAUGAAAGGCUCCACCAGCCAUGAUGACUUCAAGUUCAAGGGUGAGCCCAAGCUGUCCGCACAAAUGAAGGCCGUGUCUGCGGAGUGCCUAGGACCCCCACUGGACAGCUCCACCAAGAACAUCACCAAGUCCCUGGCCUCCCUCGUUGAGAUCAAAGAGGAUGGGGUGGGCUUCUCUAUCCGGGACCCAUACUACCGAGACAAGGUCUCACGCACCGUCAGCCUGCCCACCCGGGGCAGCACUUUCCCUCGGCAGUCUCGAGGUGCCACGGAUACAUCCCCUCUGACCCGCAGGAAGUCUUAUGACCGGGGACAGCCCAUCAGAUCAACAGACAUAGGAUUCACACCUCCCUCAUCACCUCCCACUCGGCCCCGCAACGACCGCAAUGUCUUUUCUCGCCUCACCAGCAAUCAGAGCCAGGGCUCGGCACUGGACAAGUCUGAUGACAGCGACUCCUCUUUGUCGGAGGUCCUGAGAGGCAUCAUCACCCCCAUUGGCGGAGCAAAGGGAGCGCGGACGGCCCCGUUGCAGUGUGUCUCCAUGGCCGAGGGCCACACCAAGCCCAUCCUCUGCCUGGAUGCCACCGAUGAAUUACUUUUCACUGGAUCCAAAGACCGUAGCUGCAAGAUGUGGAACCUGGUAACAGGGCAGGAGAUUGCAGCUCUCAAGGGCCACCCCAACAACGUGGUUUCUAUCAAAUACUGCAGCCACUCAGGGCUGGUGUUCUCUGUGUCCAGCUCCUACGUCAAGGUGUGGGACAUCCGGGACUCAGCCAAGUGCAUCCGGACGCUCACGUCCUCAGGCCAGGUGAUCUCAGGAGAUGCUUGCAUGGCCACAUCCACCCGUGCCAUCACCAGUUCCCAGGGAGAGCAUCAGAUUAACCAGAUGGCCCUCAGCCCCUCGGGCACCAUGUUAUAUGUUGCCUCCGGCAACGCUGUCCGCAUCUGGGAGCUCAACAGGUUCCAGCCCAUUGGCAAACUGACCGGCCACAUUGGCCCAGUGAUGUGCCUGACAGUCACCCAGACUUCAAACCAGCAUGACCUCGUGGUGACUGGCUCCAAGGACCACUAUGUGAAGAUGUUCCAGCUGGGCGACUGUGUAACGGGCACCAUUGGCCCAACCCACAACUUUGAGCCCCCUCACUAUGACGGUAUCGAAUGCCUGGCCAUCCAAGGAGAUAUACUGUUCAGUGGUUCCAGAGACAAUGGCAUCAAGAAGUGGGACCUGGAUCAGCAGGAGCUCAUUCAGCAAAUCCCCAACGCUCACAAGGACUGGGUGUGCGCCCUGGCCUUUGUACCCGGCCGGCCCAUGUUACUGAGCGCCUGCCGGGCAGGCUUCAUCAAGGUCUGGAAUGUGGACAACUUCACGCCCAUUGGUGAGAUCAAGGGCCAUGACAGCCCCAUCAAUGCCAUCUGCACCAACAGCAAGCACAUCUUCACGGCCUCCAGUGACCUGACAGUGAAGUUCUGGAGCAUGCGGCGGCUACCAGCAGCCCACCCCUGAAGUUAGGACUGAAGGUGGCCAGACCCUCAGACCCAGCAUGGAGAGGAAGCUUGGGGCCGACCUUACCAGACCAGCCAGCCAGGUUCACCGAGGACAGAGGGUGUGGCCCUUCUCUUGCUCUGCUUCCCCCACCACCCCCUCUGCCCCUCCCCUGCCUCCCGAGAAAGUGGAGGCCGAGGAGGGAGACAAGCUGUGAAGCCAAAGGGCAUGAUUCAUUCCCCCUGACACCCCGCCUGUCCCCUGCCUUUUCCUCAGCUGGCCACAUUGUCUCCUGCUGAGCCAGCCCUGCCCCUCUCCCAGGCCCUCAGCCUAGGGUAAGACUGAAGGAGAAGCAGGGAGAAGCCCCGUCUAUCUGCCAGUAAGCUAGCCCCUUCUGGGUCUCCAAGCCCCACCCCCGGAGCCACUGCACCUGCCUCUGAGCCCACCCAGGUAGUUCUCAGGUAACCAUGGAGACCAGAUGUAAGCAGCGGAGUCCUGCAGCUGACCCGAAACCCUACAGCCACCCACAGCCAAUCCCGGUGGGGCCCAGUCCUUCCUCGAGGUUCCCUUCGGCUGGGACCUCCGUGGAGCUGCUUAAACAGUUCCUUUGGGGAGAAGGUCAGCAAUACUGCAGUCAUUUAAUGUAUUGAUUUUUUAUUUUUAUGUUUUGCUGUUGCCUCCUGGAAACUGACUUGAAGUUUCUUCCCAUUCGUCCCUCCGCUCCUGGCGGGGGGUCUUCUCUCUGGCGCUCCAGGGCCCUCCCUCUGAUGACUCUCAGAUGAGGGAAAGUCCUCUCCACUGACCAUUGUUCCAACCCUGCCCAUCCCGGCAUACCUUCUAGGAUAGACCAGGUCUCUAGGCCGCCUGAUGCCACAGUGCCUUUCUCCAUCCUGAGGCCUGGCAUCACGCUGGGCAGCCUUAUGCUAGCCAUGCCCGCAGUCCACAUGUGUCUUCUCCUCCAGGGCCUUGUGCCCACAGCCCCUGGUCAUAGCGUCCACCCCAACAGCCCAGGACCAGGGAGCCCACGCUCCCAAGAGUCCUGGGAUGUCGCUUGGUGGACCUCCACUAUGUAGGUGUGGGUAGUAAGGAUACCACAUCCUUUGCCUAACCCCCAGCCAAUUAUGUCGUCCUCUCCCUCCCCACAAGGGGACAGGGAGCAUCCUCAGCUUCUUUUCCUUUAGUUGUCCCAGAAACUGGUUUUGAAGCCUUAAAACCAGCCUGGGCCAAAUGCCCUCCCUUUUCAAUUAGCACGAGGAGGCACGGACCCCUUGCUUCUCCCCUUAGUGCUGUGAACGCAGCAGCUGUUGGGAUGAGGCGAAGUCAGUGUCUAGCGCCCCCUACCGGAUCGACUCUGAAUUCAUAGGACUGGGCCGUGAGAGGGGCCAGCUCCAUUCCUCACCCCUGGCUUCCCCUGCCCUUAAACUGGUCCACGCUUAUUCUAAUGCUUCACUGGUCUUGUGCAUCCUGGUCUCAUUCUGGGAUCCCCGGCUCCAUUGAAGACGCGGUGACUUGCAGACUUUGGAGAGCUAGCGUACCACCUCUGCACUUAGCCCUUCUCCCUCAAGUAACACUGGUGCCUGUUCAUGAGGCCCUGGGAUGAGAGAGUUAGGAGCUGAUAAGACCAGACCCUCUCUGGACCAUGCCAGAGCUGUGUCUGAGGCAGAAACUAAGAGAAGUGUCCCGCUUAUCGGUGGCUACUGCCAGACACGGUGUUAAGUCUGGGAUAUUUAGAACGACCUACCUGGAAAGCAGGUCAUCUGGAACCUGGACCGCCUGUCUGCAAUGGCCAGAGAUCCUCCUCCCUCCGCUCAUUCUGGGAGUGUUAAGGAACGUCCUUAGCACACAGAAGUGACCACAUCUUCUCCUUUAUCCCUCUCCACCUGAAUGGACAGCCUGGACCUUACACCCUGUGAGAAAACCCAGAACCCGUCUGCAUGACUGUUUACAAACUACAGAAACACGUGAGACUCGUGUCCCGACCCCACAGGCUGGGCCGCCCCAAUCCCCCGAUGCCUGUACUGUAUAGCUGCAAGGCUAGUUCUUGCACAAAGUGUGUGUGGUCUUACAGCCCCCCGAGAGGUGCUCACUGGCAUUACCCCCUCUGCCAUUUCUGAUGGGUCACUACCUCAUGGCGGGGCUGCUGUGCUGUCCCAGCGAGUGUCAUUGACUAAACUUGAAAUACUUCGGAGCUCUGAGCUCAUCGUCACCGAGCCCUUCUGAGCUGUGUUCUGGGGACGUUGGAGUCCCUGACCACCCACCCUUUCCGGGAUGUCCAAGGUACAGGGGCAGGCUCCCCAGCUCCACUCAUUGCACAAGCAUCCUACCUGUUGGAAGCACAAACUGGUUGUGAUUUGAGCACAGUAGCAGGUCUCUGGGUAGACAGCAUGAGCAAACUUGGGCCCAGGAGCUCUUUCCCAGGUGGGCUUCGUCUUAGGCUAGACGAGAGCUGCCCGUGUCUGUAGCUGACUCACCCUGUAUUUCUGGGAAUUAUUACUUAACUUCUUGUGCCCAACUUAGGACUUGAGGCCCAGGCCACCUCUGUAUGCUGUGGGGGUCUUCCCUAGAUCCCCACACCCAAAGCCUUUAACAACCAGAGUAUAGCUGGUACCCCACCAUACUGAGCCUGAAGAACUUGGACCCAGACUCCCAUCUCUUGAGCUAACCCCAACAUCCAUGCUUACAAAACUGAUAAGCUUGCAUCUGGAUGGAAAGUGUCUACUGUCCCCACUCUCUUUGGCCUUUCCUGUGCACAGUCCUGGGCCAGGACCCAUUCCAGUAUUAACCAGUUCAGUGUUUGGUCUUGUUGGAGAGACUUGACAGCAGCCGGCUCAUGGAGAGGCUGCCUGGAGCAGCCUUUGAAGACUGCAGAGGAGAGAGAGAGAACUCAAAGAGUAAGAGCCUGACCCAGCACAGCCCUUGAUGUGGUCAGAUCGCCACCACAGCUACUUGAAAAGGGACAGCCGAGGGUCUGGGAGUAGCCUCCCACCGCUGCCCCAGCUGCUGGCUUGGGAUCGUCUUAGGCUGUGUGGCUUGGGCAAAGCACAGUUUAAAGCACAAAACCACGUGGGGAAGAUGCUGCCUUGCUGGGGGAUUCUCCUGCUUCCCUUUGUGUUGAUAGUGCAGGCAGGGAGCUGCUGGGAAGGCAGGACAUCUGCCCUGUCCUUGGAGGCCUCCCCUGGAGUGUGGCCAGGUGCAGCAGGCACACCCCUUUGGCUGUGCCUCUUAUGUUUGUGUGGGCAGGACCUGCCCUUCGGAGAGCAGUGAAUUCCUUCCCACCAUGUGGCCCAAACCUGCCACAUCUGUCCCUUUGUCCUUUCAAACAAGAAACCGCUGGCUGCUCCCUUUGAUGAGCACAGUGGCCAGUGCCACCACAGACCUUCCUGAGCCCAACCUGUCACCUCCCGACUCCUAGGUCUUCACUGCUCCUUGUGUGCAAGAAGAGAAUCUGCAGGGAAAGUUCGGUUUCUUUGACAUCACUGUUCUGUCCCCCGUGUGUCCCCCCCCCCUUCAUCUCCAGCACCCAGCUGGCCUCCCUUUGCCCCUCCCUUUCACCUUCAAUCCUACAUCCGGAAGGCUCUGUCAGAAAGUGGGAAGUCAGAAAAGACCACUGAUGUCUCAGUGCCCUGCCCCGCCCUGCCAUGCCACCAGCUCUUAGAGCGGUUGCCCCUCCCUGGGCUGCAGGGUCUCUUUUGGCUCAUGCGCUCUCCCGUGACGUGGUAGCACAAGGUGUGUAUAUGUUUUGUACCUCUGCUGGCGACUGUACAUAGUGUAUGAAAGUUAUUUAAGCCUCAGGCUGUACAUUUCUGUUCUGGAAUCGGAUGUGUGUGUUCUAAGAGCUUGUCAUAAAUAAAACCAUUGUUCACAGA